Molecule: messenger RNA, 1632 nt
Organism: Purpureocillium lilacinum
Lineage: Eukaryota; Fungi; Ascomycota; Sordariomycetes; Hypocreales; Ophiocordycipitaceae
Molecular function (GO): hydrolase activity, acting on carbon-nitrogen (but not peptide) bonds
Source: RefSeq, a predicted model, not a curated record
AUGGCGCCUCAGACCAUCUUUGUGAAUGCGCGUUUCCUCGACACCGAGGGCGCUGCGGGCCCCAGUCUUGUCAACGAAGAGCGCGACUGCAUGGUCGUUUCCGGAUCGAACAUAUCUCACCUUGGCAGAGCUUCUGAUGGGGUUGUGCACCUUGCCAGAGAAUCUGGGGCAAACACCAUCGACCUGCGGGGUCGUGUUGUGGCGCCGGGUUUCAUUGACAGCCAUGUCCAUCUCCUCAUGUUUGGCGCCUCUGCCCAGAAGUUGGAUCUGUCAAGCUGCACAUCUCUGGCUGAGAUCCGGGAAACUAUUUCGAAAUUCUGUGCCCAGAAUGAAGAUCUUCCAAGGAUUCUCUGCAAAGGAUGGCUGCAAUCGAUGACCGACGGACUGGCAUUGGCGAGCAUGCUCGACGAUUUAGACCCUCGUCCCAUCUUCGUCGACGCCAUGGAUCUACACUCCGUAUGGUGCAACACAGCAGCGUUGGAUCUGCUCCCUCUUGCAAAGAUGCAAGAGGCUUGUGGCGAGUUUGUUACUAGCGAUGCCAACGGCAAACCAACGGGCCUGAUCGCAGAGAAAGCGGUGACGGCGUUUGUAUGGCCCAUGCUGGCCAGCCUCUCCACAAUGGAGGAAAACCACGCCUGUCUCGACGAAGCCAUCGACCAGUAUGUGGCAGCAGGUUACACAGGAGUCAUCGACAUGGCGAUGGACUCGAACUCUUGGACGGCCCUGGAAACAUACCGAGACUCCAAGGGCAUCCCCUUUCAUGUCGCCGCGCACUGGUUUAUCCCGUACGAAGAAGACAGAAAGGCCUUGCUUGACCACGUGGACGAAGCCAUCGAGAUGCACCGAAGGUGGCAUCCAUCCAGGUUCCCAGAGUUUUGCGUCAUUGGUGUAAAGCUCAUGUGUGACGGCACUGUCGACGGUUGCACCGCUGCGCUGAGCUACCCUUACGGCAAUGACCCCGAUUUCGUCAAGCCUAUAUGGCCCGCCGACGCCAUGGAGCUCGUCGUCAAACGAGCGUCAGAUGCUGGACUCCAGAUUGCCAUCCACGCCAUCGGCGACGCCGCCGUCACACAGGCCAUCGAAACCAUUGCAAAGGCAGAUGCUCCCCAAGGCCGACAUCGCAUCGAACAUUUGGAGCUUGCGUCUGUGGAGGAUGCCAAGCGGCUGGGCAGACUGGGAAUCACAGCAUCCAUCCAGCCAGUGCAUAGCGAUCCUGCCAUCCUCAAAGGAUAUGCAAACCUUAUUGAUCCGUCGACGUUUGACGCGGCAUUUCCGUAUCGCGAAAUGGCCAAAGGCAAUGCAUGUGUUGCCAUCGGAACAGAUGCCCCGACGGCGAGGCAUCUGCCAUUUCCGAACCUCUACAAUGCUUGCACCAGAAGGUCGGCCCUCGAUCCGUCCUUGAAGACGCAGACCAAUCCCAAAAGUGCCCUGAGCUUGGGGCAGGCUCUCUCGGGUGCCACUGCCGGUGCCGCUUAUUCUCGGUUCGCGGAGAAAUGGACAGGAAGUCUCAAGACGGGCCUCCAGGCGGACUUUAUCGUCAUUGAUGAGGUCCACGCGCCAGACCAGCUCCAGCAAACGAGAAUUUGCGAGACGUGGGCUCGGGGAAAGCUUGUUUAUGCAGCGAAGCAAUGA